GCGCCUGGAUCAUCACGUUGCCGUCGUGCAGGGGCUUAAGUACUUCACUGAAGGAAAACUAAGAAUGAUCCAAACCCGGUCUCCGAACUUCGAUGUCGAACUCUCGAAACCACACCUCCAAACUCAUGUUACAUUCCAUUAACUAAGCUAAAGAAAGUACUGUGAAUUGAAAUUGUUGUUUUUACCGUAAAUAUUGCUCCUUGGAAAGUAAAAUGGAUAACUCUCUUACUGGAAAAGAUAUUCGUGGUCAAUUUGUGGAUUUUUUCGUCGCGAAGAAAGAGCACACGUUCGUUCAUUCUUCCAGUGUCAUUCCACAUGAAGAUCCUACGUUGCUGUUUGCCAAUGCUGGCAUGAAUCAAUAUAAGUCUAUCUUUCUUGGAACUGUUGAUCCAAAUAGCGACUUUUCAAAGUUGAAGAGAGCUGCAAAUAGUCAGAAAUGUAUUCGGGCAGGAGGGAAGCAUAAUGAUCUUGAAGAUGUUGGCAAAGAUGUCUAUCAUCACACAUUCUUUGAAAUGUUGGGAAAUUGGUCCUUUGGUAAUUACUUCAAGAAAGAGGCAAUUGAAUGGGCCAUGGAGUUAUUGGUUGAUGUGUGGAAAUUGCCUAAAGAUCGUUUAUAUGCAACAUAUUUUGGUGGUUACAACGAGCUUCCCCCUGAUGAAGAAGCAAAACAAAUAUGGCUGAAUGUUGGGCUCCAUCCCGAUCGAGUGCUUCCAUUUGGAAUGAAAGAUAAUUUUUGGGAAAUGGGUGAUGUGGGGCCAUGUGGACCUUGCACUGAAAUCCAUUUUGAUCGUAUUGGAGGUAGAAAUGCUGCAUCUUUGGUGAAUAUGGAUGAUCCUGAUGUAUUGGAAAUUUGGAAUCUUGUUUUUAUUCAAUUUAAUAGAGAGACUGAUGGCUCUCUUAAGCCUUUACCAAGUUGCCAUGUUGAUACAGGGAUGGGACUGGAGCGAGUUGUGUCGGUCAUUCAAGGGAAGAGAUCAAAUUAUGACACAGAUAUCUUUAUGCCAAUUUUUAACGCUAUUCGUGAGGGCACAGGAGUUCGACCAUACUCAGGAAAGGUUGGUGAUGAAGACAAGGACAAAAUUGAUAUGACAUAUCGAGUGAUUGCUGAUCAUAUUCGAACGUUGACGGUAGCUAUCGCCGACGGAGGACGACCAGAUAACACUGGGCGUGGUUAUGUUUUGCGACGUAUCCUACGUAGAGCUGUCCGCUUUUCAUCUGAAAAAUUACACGCUCCACCAGGGUUUCUUGGCUCAUUGGUGUCUGUUGUCUUGGAGACCUUGGGCGAAGCUUUCCCUGAAAUCACUAAAAAUCCCCAACAGGCUGUUAAAAUAAUCAAUGAAGAAGAGGAACAGUUUUUGAAGACUUUGUCUCGUGGACGAAGAUUGUUCAACAGAACUGCUGACAAACAUCAAAAUGAUAAAAUAAUCCCUGGUGAUGUAGCAUGGCGUCUGUAUGAUACCUACGGCUUUCCUAUUGAUCUGACUCAACUAAUGGCGGAAGAGAGAAGUUUGUCUGUGGAUAUGGACGCCUAUGAAGAAAGUAAAAUUAAGGCUCAGGCGAUUGCUCGAGGUAAAACAACGACUGAUGAAGAAAUCAUAACACUCGAUAUUCACGCUAUAAAUCAUUUGCAAAACGUCUUAAAACUUCCAAAGAGUGAUGAUGUUGCAAAGUAUAAGUAUGUCUCUGAUGAUGAAGGAAAUUACAAGUUUGAGAAAUGUAGUGGCGAAGUUAAAGCUCUACUUCUAAACAAGGAGUUUGUCUCUGAAGUUCCAAGUGGCUCGAAGUGCGGUGUUGUAUUGGACAAGACAUGUUUUUACGCCGAGUCUGGUGGACAAAUAUAUGAUCAAGGAUAUAUGUCCAAGAAUGAUGACGACGAAGUGGAGUUUGCUGUCAUGGAUGUGCAAGUUCACGGCGGUUAUAUACUUCAUGUAGGAGCAUUAGACGGCGUACUCAAAGUCGGUGAUAAAGUUAAUUGUUUCAUUGAUGAGCCUCGAAGACAUAGCAACAUGAGCAAUCACACUGCUACGCAUGUGCUGAACUUUGCUUUAAGGAAAGUUCUCGGUGAAGCUGAUCAGAGAGGUUCCUUAGUUGCUCCAGACAAGCUGCGAUUUGAUUUCACCGCUAAGGGAGCGAUGAAUUUCAACGAAAUCCAGGAAUGUGAAGUGAUAUGCAAGGAUAUGGUGGAUAAGAAGAUGCCUGUAUUUGGGUCAGAAUCAGGUCUUGCUGCAGCAAAGAAUAUUCAAGGAUUGAGAGCGAUCUUCGAGGAGGUGUAUCCUGAUCCAGUACGUGUUGUAUCAAUAGGACCUCCGCUGAAUGAGCUGAUCGACGACCCACAAGCUGGUUAUAAAUAUUCUGUCGAGUUUUGCGGUGGAACGCAUCUUCGAAACACGAGUCAUAUGAAGGCUUUCUCUCUAAUCUCAGAAGAAGCAAUUUCAAAAGGAAUAAGAAGGAUUGUCGCCGUUACUGGAUAUGAUGCUGAAAGGGCCAUCAAUCGUGCGAAUACACUUCAUCAACAAGUGGAGAAUCUAAAAGCCAAUAUAACUGAGAAAUUCAACUCAAAAACUCUCGAUCCUAAGAAAGCGAUUCGAGAAGUCACUGUUCUCAGUGAUGAAAUUUCAAGUGCAAUCAUUCCUUACUGCGACAAAGAUAACAUGCGAAACAAAUUGAAGGAAGCGAAGAAAAUUGCAGACGAUGCAGAUCGUGCAAAGAAAGCUGCGAUGACUGAAGCUGCGCUUGAAAAGACGAAGAGUCUUGUAGAGAAUGGUGAUGUGAAAGUUAUUGUUGAAACACUUGAUGUUUGUGCUAAUGCUAAGAUUUUAGACACUUGUCUUCAACAUGUGAAAAAGAACGCUAGUCAGACGGCAGCCAUGUUUUUCAGUGUUGAUAAAGAUCAGCGAAAGAUCAUUUGUAUGUGCCAGGUACCCAAGGAUUUGAUUGGUCAGGGCUUAAAAGCCGACGAAUGGGUCGCUUCAAUUUCCUCUCUGCUGUGUGGCAAAGGUGGCGGAAAGGACAUGUCCGCGCAGGCGUCUGGUCCCCGUUUCGAGUGUUUACAGGAAGCAAUGAAAAUCGCUAAAGAAUAUGCGAAAUCUAAAGUGAACAAUUAAAACUUUAUGACAAUUGA
Messenger RNA from Xenia sp. Carnegie-2017, 3121 nucleotides. Its product is annotated as alanine--tRNA ligase, cytoplasmic-like. Gene Ontology annotation, cellular component: cytoplasm; mitochondrion. The record is from RefSeq and is a predicted model, not a curated record. Gene Ontology annotation, biological process: tRNA modification; alanyl-tRNA aminoacylation. The transcript is spliced from 22 exons. Gene Ontology annotation, molecular function: amino acid binding; ATP binding; aminoacyl-tRNA deacylase activity. Lineage: Eukaryota; Metazoa; Cnidaria; Anthozoa; Malacalcyonacea; Xeniidae. Bases 213 to 3104 code for a protein of 963 amino acids.